This is a messenger RNA of Oryzias melastigma (Indian medaka), 2109 nucleotides long. Its product is annotated as oxysterol-binding protein-related protein 10. Gene Ontology annotation, cellular component: membrane; intracellular membrane-bounded organelle; cytosol. The record is from RefSeq and is a predicted model, not a curated record. Gene Ontology annotation, molecular function: cholesterol binding. Lineage: Eukaryota; Metazoa; Chordata; Actinopteri; Beloniformes; Adrianichthyidae.
CGUUGUGACUUCCGGGGGCGGGUCCAGAGUGGAGUGGGCGUGUCGGUGUGAGGAAAACACUGGAUCCCUCUCCCACGGCCACGCUGCAGAGGAGCAGCGCCUCCGACUCGACCGCUAUGCCCGCGCUGCCGCGCGCCCAGACCCGCACGGAAGGCCGCGGCCGCGCCGCUCACGCACGCCCGCCGCACCACCCCCUCUAGCUCCCCGUGUCCCUCCGCCGUCCCCCCCUCAUGCUUCCCGGAGCUCUGUCCGGCUAGACUGCUGGUCCGUCCCCGUGUCCCGCAGCUCCUCCUCCCGAUCGCCGCGGUCCCGUCGCCGGGAUGGAGAAGCCGCUCUCCGGUUCCGGGACCCACAAACCCACCUCGGGGGAGCACCGCGGGAGCUCCCGGAGGCCCGGCGGCCGCAGCGGGUCUCACAGCCCCGGCUCUGGCGAGGCUGGAGCGGGAGGCAGCCGGGGGAGCGCGCAGGGCAGCAGCUCCGCUCUGCAGCUGCAGCAGACGCAGACGCAGACGCAGACGCAGCGGAGGCAGCUGGAAGGAGUUCUGAGCAAAUACACCAACCUGAUCCAAGGCUGGCAGAACAGGUACUUUGUGGUGGAUUCUGAGCUGGGCCAGCUGCAGUAUUUCAUCAAUGAGCAAGGAAAGAGCCAGAAGCCUCGAGGGUCCCUGCCGCUGAUCGGAGCCUCGGUCACUGCCAGCGAUGAGGCUCCACACAUGUUCAUGGUACACGCUGUGAAUGGAGAGCUGUACAAACUCAGAGCGGCUGAUGCCAAAGAGCAGCAGUUCUGGAUGAAUCACCUUCAGGCUUGUGCCAGACGCUACUCUGACAGCAGCGCCAAGGUGAGGAAGCUGAAAGGCUCGGAUGAACACCUGAGCGUGGACAGAGCUGGAGGAGGGCCGGAGGUGACGGGAUCCUCGUCCUCCGGCCGGACCCGUAGUUUUUCCCUCCUCCCCCACCUAACUCCAUCUUCAUCCCCAAGUUCCCAGAGGCACCCCGGCCACGCGUCCUCCCCCAGCAACAUCGUCUCCAUCACCCACCACAAAUCCCCGGCUGCAGCUCGGCGGGCCAAGAUUCCGUAUCCAGGACGGCUGCUGGAGGUGAAGGAGGUGAUGUCCCAGGCUGAAGGCCAGCAGAAGAACCUGGUUCAGUCCAUCGACUCUCUCCCCACCAAAGGCCCGCUCUCCUGCCUGGACCAGGACCUGCUGCUCCUCAAAGCCACGUCGGCCGCCACGCUCAGCUGCCUGGGCGAGUGCCUGAACAUCCUCCAGCAGACUCAGAGCGGCAGCCAGGGGCCCCCGGCCUCGCAGCACAACCACGGAGCCCGCUCCGAUGGUGCUCCUGUGUGGACUGUACCAAAGUCGCCCUCGGGGGAGCAGCUGAAGAACGGAGGUCUGACUCCUCUCAGGUCAGCCAGGCUCUCCCCGGCCCUCAGGAAAAGGAGUCUGUCCCGUGGUGCUGAGCGUCACUCCGGGCUGGAGGACAUCGACCCCGCCGAGGAGGUGACGGACACGGAGGACAACGAGGAGGAGGAUCUGGGCGUCCUGGACGACCAGCGGAGCGUCAUCCUCCACCUGCUGUCCCAGCUCAAACUGGGCAUGGACCUGACCCGGGUGGUGUUGCCCACGUUUAUCCUGGAGAAGCGAUCCCUGCUCGAAAUGUACGCCAACUUCAUGGCCCACCCCGACAUGUUCCUGUCCAUCACCAUGGGGGCCACGGCCGAGGACCGCAUUGUGCGCUUUGUGGAGUACUACCUGACGGCGUUCCACGAGGGCCGGAAGGGCGCCGUGGCCAAGAAGCCCUACAACCCCGUUCUGGGGGAGACCUUCCACUGCUCCUGGGAGGUUCCUCGGGACAAAGUCCGGCCCCUGGCGCGGUCCAACCAGGGGUCGGCGCGGGAGCCGCCCAGGGGCCCCAACAACUCCCAGCAGGGCGAGGACCCGCAGGGGGGCUGCUACAGGGUCCGGUUUGUGGCAGAGCAGGUGUCCCACCACCCGCCGGUGUCGGGCUUUUACUGCGAGUGUCGGGAGAGGAGGAUGUGCGUCAACGCCCACGUGUGGACCAAGAGCAAGUUCAUGGGGAUGUCGAUAGGGGUGUCCAUGGUCGGGGAAG